Messenger RNA from Scatophagus argus, 6757 nucleotides. RefSeq names its product mannose receptor, C type 2 (gene mrc2). The coding region runs from base 292 to 4722 and encodes 1476 amino acids. Gene Ontology annotation, molecular function: signaling receptor activity. The transcript is spliced from 29 exons. The record is from RefSeq and is a predicted model, not a curated record. Lineage: Eukaryota; Metazoa; Chordata; Actinopteri; Scatophagidae.
AACGGACGCCGGCAGGUCCGCGGGCCUCAUGUUGGGAAUCACACAAACACACACGCACACAGUGUUGACGCCGCUCCAUUCAUUUGAGUCUCAUCUGACUGAGAGGCAGACGGAGCUCUAGCGGUCAAACUCACCAAAUCUGCACCAUCCGUCCUCAGAGUAAAGCACCGGGGGCAGCUGCUGCUCCGGCUUCACUUUUUCUCCUUUGGGUUUUCUUUUUUUUUUUUUUCUUCCAGUGUGUGUGUGUGUGUGUGUGUGUGUGUGUGUGUGUGUGUUGUAGUUGUUGUGAACAUGCAAGCGAACGGCCGCCACCGAAGCACGGAAUCAAGGACAACUUGGACAAAUGGGCAACUUAUAUUUUACAAAUGCACUUUAUAUUUAUUCAUCGUCUUUAGUGCGGAACUGAGGGGCAGCGCUGCGGCGCCGCUGGACUCUGACGACUUUGCCUUCUUCCAUGAGGGCGCCCAGGGGUGUCUGGGGGUGCGGGAUCACUCCCUCGUCCUGUCAACCUCCUGUGAGGCGGCCAACCAGCGCUGGAAGUGGGUGACCCGGGGUCGCCUGUUCAAUUUGGGCUCUUCGCUGUGUUUGGGUCUGACCACUGGUAACCUCACCUCCAGAUGGGACAAGUCUCCUCUGGGUGUGUACACCUGCGACCGUGAGCCCCCGAGAGUACGCUGGACCUGGAACUGUGGCCAGGUGUUGGACAACCUCAACAACUACCUUCCCUCGCCCUUAUUUUGGAACUCGUCGUCCUCCUCAGUCUCCGCCUCUUCAGCGCUCAAAUGGACGCUGCACGGUGGUGUGCAGGACCUGUGCUCUAAAACAUAUCGUGAGAUCUACACCAUCCAGGGAAACUCUCAUGGCCGCCCCUGCUAUCUGCCCUUCCUGUAUGAUGGCCAGUGGUUCCACAACUGUACUAGUAUUGGACGUGAGGACGGACACCUCUGGUGUGCCACAACGUUUGACUACGGCAAGGAUGAGCGUUGGGGCUUCUGUCCUGUAAAGAGCAGUGGCUGUGAGACAUUCUGGGACACUGACCCGCUGACAGACAGCUGUUACCAGUUUAACUUCCAGGCCACCCUGUCGUGGAGCGAAGCCCGGAUCAGCUGCCAGCAGCAGGGGGCAGACCUGCUGAGCAUCACCAAGCUGCAUGAGCAGACGUACAUCAAUGGUUUACUGACAGGUUACAGUGCUGCUUUGUGGAUUGGCCUCAAUGACCUGGACAUCCAUGGAGGCUGGCAGUGGGCCGACUCCUCUCCGCUCAAGUAUCUCAAUUGGGAAACAGAUCAGCCAAACCAUGCUGAGGAGGAGAACUGUGUCGUGAUCAGAACUGAGUCCUCGGGUCGCUGGCAAAACCGCGAUUGUUCUGUUGCUCUGCCGUACGUCUGUAAAAAGAGGCCCAACGCCACCCUGGACCCCUUCACAACUGACUCGUGGACAGAUGAUGCGAAAUAUGAGUGCGAUGUGGGCUGGCAGGCCUUCCAGGCGAGCUGUUACAAGCUGACUUCAGAGAAGAUCGACUGGGAUACAGCGCAGAAAACCUGUCAGAAGAUGGAGGCCAACCUGGUCAGCAUCCACACCCUACCUGAGCUAGAGUUCAUCAUGCGCAACCUGAAGAGAGACAUUGACCAGCUGUGGAUUGGCCUCCAUGACACUGAUAUGCAAAUGGACUUCCAGUGGACCGACCACACGCCCGUCAUCUUCACCUACUGGCACCCGUUUGAACCCAACAACUUCCGCAACACUCAAGAAGAUUGCGUCUCCAUCUGGGGGGCUGAGGGCCGCUGGGAUGACAGCCCUUGUAAUCUGACUCUGCCGUCCAUCUGUAAGAAACUGGGAACAAAGAGUGAUGGGAAACCGCAGCACCAAGACUGCAAACAAGGCUGGAAGUGGCACAGUCCAGCUUGCUACUGGGUGGGAGAAGAUCUGCUUAGUUUUGAUGAGGCCAGGAAGUCCUGUGAGGACUAUGGAGCUGCCCUUGUUACCAUUACCAAUAGGUUCGAGCAGGCCUUUGCCAACAGCCUGGUGUUCGGUCGCUCUGGUGAUUCCUUCUGGAUCGGCCUGCACGACCAGGGCAGCCCCGGCUCUUUCCACUGGCUCAGCGGGGAUGAAGUGUCCUACACCAACUGGAAUCGCGACCAGCCAGUCAAGGUCCACGGCGCCUGCGUUUCCAUGGCGACGGGCUCCGCAACAGGUCUGUGGGAGGUGAUGGAGUGUGCGUCAUCGAAGGCAAAAUUCAUCUGCCGUCAAAACCAGGACACGUCUCUGAGUCCUGAGCCCCCAGUCCCUCAGCCCACCCCGAGCCUCAGCGGCUCCUGUCCCAGUGGCUGGAAGAGCAACAGCAACCUGCGCUACUGUUACAAGGUGUUUCACUCCUCCCAGCUGGAGCAGAAGCUGAGCUGGCUGCAGGCUCACCUGUUCUGCCGGAGACACGGAGCCAACCUGCUGAGUGUCAGUGGCCCUGAGGAGGAGCACUUUGUGCUGCAGAUGCUCAAUGAGGCCUUUGGAGAGUCAGAGGACCACGAGCAGCACUGGUUUUGGAUCGGACUGAACCGCAGAAACCCCAUGGACAACGGCAGCUGGAAGUGGAGCGAUGGACUCGCUUUAACGUACCAGAACUUUGGCCGGUACUACUACAACAUCCGGCAAUGUGCCGCAGCAGACUUGGGCACUAUGACCUGGCUGGCCAUGCACUGUGAUUCUGAGUUAGACUGGAUCUGCAAGAUCCCGAGAGGUAGUGUUGAGAAGGAACCAGAAGUCUCUGAAGGCACCAGUUCGCCAGAGUGGAUUGGCUUUCAGGAGGCUGAUUAUAAAUUUUUUGACCACCGCACCACUUGGGACCAGGCCCAGAGGAUUUGCUCCUGGUUUGAUUCCUCGCUGGCCUCAGUCCACUCAGCUGAGGAAGAGGCCUUCUUGGCCAACACUUUACGCAAGAUGAGGAAGGUGGAGGGUGACAACUGGUGGCUGGGGCUUCACACCUACGAAAAUGAUGGCCGUUUCCGCUGGUCUGACCACUCUGUGCUCAAUUACGUGUCCUGGGCCCUUGGGAGGCCACACCCACUGAGCCGUGAUCGCAAAUGUGUCUACAUGUCUGCCAGCAAAGCGGAUUGGGCCGAUCAAAAGUGCCACUCUGACCUGCCCUACAUCUGCAAGAGAGUAAAUGUCACAGGCACCAUUCCUCCAACGCCAUCGUCCCCCCACCCUCCUUCAGGCUGUCCUGACGGAUGGUCCUCCUAUCAGCAUAAGUGUUUCAGAGUGUUUGAUCAGGCGUCACACCGAGUCACGUGGUCUGCUGCGAAGCUGAAGUGUGAGACGCAGAGAGGUGUGCUGGCAGUGGUGUCCAGUCAUUUGGAGGAAGCCUUUGUCACCACCCUGCUUUACAAUGCCAGUGUUGACCUUUGGGUGGGUCUGACCUCAGACUCUAAAGGUCAUUUCCAGUGGUCCAAGGCUGGCCUGCUCAGCUACACCAACUGGGCUCCUGGAGAACCACUCGACAACAGCGGACCACAUCAUAACAAGACCCCGGGAAACUGCGUGGUGAUGAUUCAUGGGAACCCACCGAAGAACACUGGCAUGUGGGCUUCCCGAGCCUGUGAGAUGGAGAGUAAUGGCUACAUCUGUCAAAGGCAACAAGACUCAGAUAUCCCCCCGGCCCCGCCUCUUGUUCCUGCGUCCCUGUCAAAGCCUGUGGAGCUGGGUGGAGUGACUUACCGGGUUGUGGAGAAGCGCCUGGACUGGACAGGUGCUCUGCACCUCUGUGAGUCUUUGAAUGGGACCCUGGCCAAGGUGAAGGAUCCUUACCAACAGGCUUACCUCACGCUGCUGAUGAACAGCCUGCGCAGGCCUGCCUGGAUCGCGCUCUACAACUACGGAGGGCGGAGCUUCUCCUGGCUGGGUGAAGAAGAACUUUCAUAUUCCAACUGGAAAGAUGGGGAGCCCAAUCAGAUGGCUGGAUGUGGCCACAUGACCACUACUGGCCAGUGGACUAUGACUCCCUGUGAUGCUAAACUGGAGGCUGCUAUCUGUCAGAUUAGUGAAGCUCCUGUGAGUCACCAGUGGAUCUACCCCGGCCAGUGCCCCCACUCUCUGGGAGGGUGGGCGUGGGUGCCUUUCAGAAACCACUGUUACGCCUUCAACCUGCAAAGUCUUAAACUGCAGCAGGACGCUCGCAUGUCCUGUAAGAAAGUGGGAGCAGAACUUCUCUCUAUCCUGGAUGAGACAGAGAAUGGAUUUAUAUGGGAACAUAUCCAGAGCUAUGCAGAGCAGGCACACGGAGCUUGGCUGGGCAUCAGCGUGAAAGGAAGAGGUCUGGUGUGGAGUGAGGACACAGAGAUGUUGUACACCAACUGGGAGACACAUGAUGUCGCCUCCUCCGUGCUGUCUCCAAACUCCUGCUUCUGGAUCCAGAGCAACAGCGGCCUGUGGAAACCGGGCUCCUGCAGAAAUCGCACCCACGGAGUCAUCUGCAAGCAGCCUCGCAGUGCUGAAACUCCUGUAAUAUUGGAUGACGACAACCUGUCCACUCUGAUUGUCGUCCUGGUGACGGGCCUCGUGCUGGUGGUGCUGAUCGUCGGUGUGAUCUACUUGUAUCGUCGGCGAACCGUCGGGUCCCGGGGGUCCUACGAGGGGGCCCGCUACAGCCGCACCAACUCCAGCCUGACAGAGCAGACUGAGAAGAACAUCCUGGUGUCUGACAUGGAGCUGAACGAGCAGCCAGAGUAGCAGAGCCGCUCCGGACUGACCAAACCCGGACCGGACCCAACCUGACACAGAGGGAGAGGCUGAUUUCAAUGUGGCAUUUUAAGUUCUUUUGUUGUCCCUUUUGAAACCAAAAAAAAAAAAAAAAAAGAUUUAUAAAGCGCUGAAGGGCUGUGUAGAGCACAGCAGAUGUUUAGUUUUUAAAAUGAAUCUCAAUCCUCUUUUGUCAAGACUCAACGGUUCUAACAAUUUCUCUCCAGACGAAUCAGAUCCUUCCAUAUGUGCUGCUUUUACGCAAAACGUUCAUGAAGCCCAUAAGCGGACCCUCUGGGAGUUUAGUUUUAUCGUAAGCUGAAAAAGUUCAACAUAAAAUCAGUUUUCGAGUCCUCGCCGUCUUCCUUGGUGCCAAAGUAAAUUUUUACUUGGUGUAUAUUUCUUUUCUUGUUCUCAUUUUGAUUGCAAGACUUACAUAGCAAAGAAAAAAAAAAGUCCUAUCACAGCCACAGAUCUAUCCUUUAUUGAAACCAUUUGUCUCUGUCCUCAGUCUUCUUCAGGACCAAAUCCAUUUUUUAAUUUCAAGUUGUUUUUUUUUCCUUUUUGCCAUGACAGUAUUUACCUGAACCUGAGGUGUGUGUUGUUGUUGUUGUUUUUCUUUGCGUUCAUGUCCUCUCCAUUGAUCUGACCUUAUCUGUGCAGCUGUAGCGAACAGUUACUGAUGAUGCAUGUGUGGUUUGUGUGAGCCCGCCUCUCCCCUCCUCUCCGAUCUGACACGUCAGCACCAGCUGUCGGACAAGCAGAGGAGGAAGAAGUCCAAAUGUGAAUGUGUGGAAGACGACAGGGACCGUGAUAAGUAGUGACCUCAAACCGUCUGAGGACAGUACACUAGAAUUGUGCACAUUUUAAAGUUCUGCAGAGAACUUAUUGAAAGCUGGCCUUGAAACAGACUACAUUGUUGUCUUUUUGGUACUGCAGAAUUGAAGGUUGUCAUCAAAUGAUCUGACUUUCAGUUCCAAUGGCUCUGUGUACAUUUUGGCACUUUCUGCUAUUAUCUCGAGCGAAUUCAAUAUUAGUCAUCCGCUUGCCUUUAGUCAGUAUCCUUACAGCGCGGUUGCUGCUCUGUGAUUCCAAUCGUGCGUUUGUUUUGGCUCAUCGUGUCGCCAUCUGGAGCUGAUUCAGCGAUUUUUAAGGACUGUAAUUCUCUUUGUAUGCACCAUGAAAAAGGGUUUGCAAUUUGAUAUUUGUCUGAUUCAUCAUGUUUAUGGGCCGCAGUUCCCUUUUCUGUAUGCUUUAUCACUAGGACAUUUUUCUCUAUCUGUCUUUUUAAUGAUGCAGGUUUCAACAUGUGUUUUGACCUUAAUUUGACUGCUUUCGUAAACUUUCCUGCGUUUACAGGACGAUUGUCAACCUUUGAACCUCUCAUUGCCUCACAAAGGAAAACAUCCCUCAUGUGAAUGACACCGUUGUAUUAUAUGAGAGCCAGAGAAUGUUUCAAAAAGUGAAUUCACUGCACAAGAGAAGCCUCCUUCUGUUCUUUUUCUAUUGCAUUUUGAGAUUUCACAUUUACGCAGCGUAGUGACCACAGUUUUCAGAGUUCAUUUGUCUCCUUAGACAUUUUUUUUUCUUUUCCUUUUUCCCAGCAGCUCUUGCCUCCGAGUGCAUUUCUGUCUUCUCGCUCGGAGGAAUGCUUUGGAGCCGUUUCAGUCUGAGGCUUUUGGUGUUUUACUGAGCAGCAGCUCCAUGAGUUAGACUAAGAUAGAGGGGGAAGGGAGGACGAGAGGGAGUAAGUUGAAGUGUGUGUGUGUGUGUGUGUGUGUGUGUAUGUGUGUGUGUGAGAGAGAGAGAGAGAGAGAGAGAAAGGGAGGGAGAGAGUUUGUGUGCAGUCUCCAGCUGUGGAAUGUUGAGUCGGCAAGAAGAGCUCAGUGGCACGUCUGGAACCAAUCAGGAAAGGAGGGCUCAGGGACAUGAAGGGUCAGAGAGAAGACUGGAAAACUAGCCGAAGGAGAGACGGGGAAGAAGAAAAAAACAGGGACUGUGAGGAGGAGUUGUGAAUGUAGGAAGA